AAUGCGUGUUUCCAUUCUCCUCUUUUUCUUCUCUCUCUCUCUCACACUCCUUCCUUUCCAUCAUCACUGUUUGUUUGUUUGUUUCUUUCUCCUCUCAACCGCCUCUUCAACCAUUGCUUCUGCAGUACAUCCACAACGAUCAAGUUAAUCACAGUUGGUGGAUCGAAAAGAUAGAUAAUGGACAUGAUCAGCGGCAACUAUAAUAGCUCAAUUUCGUCCUCUCCGUCAAUUUCGUCUUCGUCUUCGUCAAAGAAAUGCUUUCCAUCUGCUGACAGCAGACGAACCUCCUCCUCUGCUUGCAUCUUCCCCAAGCCUCCUUGGCUUCUUUCAACCCUGCACGAUUUAGAGGGUAGGAUGAAAACACUCUCGCUUAUAAGAAACAUCGACAAGGAAAAAGAUGAGAUAAACAUCGCCGAAGAAGAAGUGGAAGCAGAAAACACAUUUUCAGAGAGAGCAGAAAUCUACUACUUAAAACGCCCUCAACUACUAAACCUCCUUCACGACCUUUACAACAACUACCUUUCCUUGUCAGACCGCUAUUGCCAAACCAUAACCAAAAUUAACCGUGACAUUGUUGAUAUCAGCACCAACGACUAUGAGUCCGACGUGGAGAGUUCACUUUCCCACCAAUCACCAUCCUCAAGUUUGGAUAUGGACAUGAUUAUGGCGGAGCUUGUGAUGAGAAUGGUGGAAAACGAUGUAAUUGUUCAAGAACUCAACAUAACGGAAAAGAAAUGGGGAGAGUCUUUAAGGAAGACAGAACUUCAAACGAGUCUUCUAGAGGUUUUAGAAUCGGAAAGGCUGAUACUUUUAAGCGAGAACUCGAGGAUUUGUGUAAGGGCAAAUGCAAUGGCUUCCGAGGCUAAUCAUCGCAUGUACAUGCUUAGCCGUCGGAUUGAGGAUCUACAGGAACAGAUCCGGAACUUACAAGGUCAAUUGACAAGUGGUGAUCGUUUGAUGGUAAUGAUCAACCAUCAAUAUCAUAAUGAUCAGUCUCCUAAUUAUUAUCAGAAGGGAUCAGGAUUAGGAUGGAAGUUGGAGAAUGAGAAAAUGUCUGUCUUUCCUGAUUAUGAAGGGACUGCUAGUACUAGCUGUAGUAGUAGUAGUAAUAUUGGAAUGAUUAAUGGUGGGAAGAAGAAGAGGAAGAUGAUGCUGAAGAAGAAGAAGAAGGAGAUUGGGAGUUGGUGGAAUCGGGUUAUGAACUUUGAAAUGCUUUUGUGUGGGAUUCAUGAUGAUUCUACUUAGGUAAAAUUUGAACUCUCUUAUGCUUUUUAAUAUUUUGCUAUUAUAAUUCUGGCUUUAUUUCUCAUCAAAGAAGAAAUAAUUGAACCUAGAAGAAGUUGAAUUUUAUGUUAUAUGAUUCAUGAGAAGACUUUUAACUCUUUUAUAGUGCCUUACUAUGAAGGAUCCAAUAGGAGUUAAAGAGAUUCAUAUUUA
Impatiens glandulifera is the source of this 1437-nucleotide messenger RNA. Its product is annotated as kinase-interacting family protein-like. NCBI's taxonomy places the organism in Eukaryota, Viridiplantae, Streptophyta, Magnoliopsida, Ericales, Balsaminaceae. Gene Ontology annotation, molecular function: actin binding. Bases 178 to 1245 code for a protein of 355 amino acids. The transcript has 3 exons. The record is from RefSeq and is a predicted model, not a curated record.